UUAGUUCGCCUUCUCUCGGCUAUGUAUAGUCGUACUUCUACACGUAGUUAUUCGGCGAGAAGAAAACACGCUGACUAUGAAUAUUUUAGAUAAGCUUGAGCCAAUAGGUAUCCGUAUUGGUGACUGACAUGAAUCCAGUAUUUGGCACUAUGAAUUGUUAGGACUUACAUGGACUUUGUUUAUACAAUAGGGGUUAAAGUUCUGAAUAUUUUGUUGUUAUAUCACUAUUUUCUUAUAUGCAUUUGAUAAUUUGAUCAUUGAGGAAUUUGCAUAGUUGGGUUUGUUGUUUUUGUUUCACUCAAAAUUCUCGUCCUCUUAAACAUGGUUUACAAUUUACUUUGCUCUCGAAAUUAUUAUUUAAAGCAUCAAUCGAUUUGGCAAAGAAACCCUCACCGGUUUCUUCUAAAAGCGUUAAUAUGAUAUCUUGUACCCCUUUGUCGGCCACUGUUAUAUCAUUAUAACGUAAUUAAUUAGGAUGAUAUUCUUUUAUUCAGAUAGACCGUCCCACGGGGGAUAUUUACGUGAAAUGGUACCUCUAUUGUUUAUGGCCAUAUCAUUUGGUGUCACUUUCCAUAACGUUAUUCUUUUACUCAACUAGAAGACACUAAUAAGUUAAACUUGGUACAAAUUGACUACCGUUCUGCAAUACAACAAUUUAAAUUUUGCAGAGGAUUACCACUGAGUUAUGAUUUUGAGACGCCCCCUUUAUCACCAUUACCGCUGACAUUUCAAAUACUACUGUGGUUUGCUGUUCUGUAUUAGUAAUGAGUUGGAGUAUGGGGCCGUUACAGACAGUCCGUGAAAUGAUAGCGUAGAUUGAAAUAGGCCGACGAUAUGUGUUAAAAGGUAAACUUUGUCACAGCGAGGCUAAUAGUUUCUGGAGAGGUAAGGUAGCUGGACAAAAUGACGGAGAGACGAACAAGUUUGGACGCAGAUUGUUCUGAGCAUGAGGAAAUAUCACUUCGGGAAAUCGAUAAGCAAGAUACAGACGAAUAUAUUCAUCCCGAGGAGGUCAAUAAGCAAGUCCAGGAAUCUAUAAUAACAGAACUUCGACAUAACCAGGCCACACGUUUUAAGUUCAUUCUUAGCUUCUGUGCUACCUUCGCCUAUUCCAUGUUGGCGUGCUUAUUUUCCAUCAGGGAUGGUGUAAAGGACAAAAUGGCCCGGCGUUUUUGGACAUUCUGUACAUUUCGGGUUCAGAUCUGGAAGAAGGAUCCGCUUUUAUGACAUCAUAUAGCACAGGUUGUGCGAUAGGAUCCAUUAUUGGGGGAACAGUUUACUCCAAAGUGAACAGAUACUUGUUACUAGUUGUAGCUUUGCUGAUUUACAGUCUCACACGUGCAUUUAUCCCAUGGUGUGUUCUUUAUGAACUCAUGAUAACCGUUCAUGCGGUUCAUGGUAUUAGCGGUGGAAUUAUUAGUGUAGUUAUGACAUCUACUGCUGUUUCAAUAUGGGGAGCUACAGCUAGGGGGAGAGUGUACCUAAACAUUUUCCUAGUGUCUGACGGGGCAGCCGGCCUUAUUUCACCUAUCGCUACUUCUCCAUUCCUACUGCCGAGAUCAAUUGACGCAGACAAACGUAGUGACCCAUGGAACAUUUCAAAUAACAUCGCUAAAACAAAUAUGUUUAGUAUGAAGGGAAAUAUUUCAUCCACCAUUCACAAUCCACAAUCGAACCUAACAAAUACUGAAAUACCAACGUCCAACGUUUAUAUUGCGUAUGCUUUAUCAGCCGGAUUGGUCUUCUUAUCAACCCUUCCAUUCAUUGUGAUGUGUUGCAAACCUUCUACACACGACACAAAAGGUAGGGCUCACGAACAAUCACAUUAUAUAGGAAAUUUAUCUGUAACUGCUAAACGUAUUCAGUUAGUUAAUGUUGGACUAUUUUCAACAUUUUACAUGUCGGUCAACUUUGUAUUUACUGGAUAUCUGCCUGCCUUUUGCGUCCAGCAUCUACGAUGGACAAAGAUUUUCGGGGCAUGGCUGACUUCAGAACUAUUUCUUGCAAUGCUCGGCGGAAGGUUAUUUGGUGCGUAUAUAUCCCAUUUCCUUAAACCUAUAAAGUUACUUGCAUUUUCAACCGUAUUGCACGUCAUGGGUCAAGCUGGACUUUCUGUUAGUGGAUUCUUUGUAGCUGAUGAAGGGAUAUGGAUAUCUGUGUGUGUCAUAGGUAUUGCUUGGGGAUUAAUGUGGCCUAGUCUGUUAAGUUGGACAAACGAGAAUUUAAUUUCAGUUCGCGGAAAAGUGACUGCAUUCAUCAUGUUAAUGGGUUUCCUUGGAACACUAUUAAGUCCUUUAUUAUUUGGUUACAUGAUGGAAGAGAUUUCACCAAUUUGGUUUUGCUUUUUAAACUUGGGAUAUUCUUGUAUAACGGUUAUAAACGUCAUAUUCAUGUUUGUGUACACAAGAUUUCUUAAAAGAAAGUCGAGAAAGGAUCGGAAUAAUAAACACUUGAACAGCUGAGAUAAUAAAUACUGAUGAAACCAUUUCAACAGUGCCUAUUAUAUAUUUGAUUAAUGUUUUGAUGAAUGAAGAUAACGAUCAAACCAUGAAUAGCUGUAGUUCAUACCAAGUUAGUGAAAAUAUUUAAACACAUAGGAUCUGCGAUAUUUCUUUAAAAAUAUCGUCUGUAUUUAUUCAUAUACCUAUAAAUGUGAAAUGAAAAAAAUGUAUAAAACAUUCUUUUACCUUGAAUGUUGUACUAGAAAUGUGAUUUUUGCAUGUUGGAAAUCGGUAGGUAAUUAUCAUCGGUUCGACAAUAACGAGUUUGCGGAAACAAUCGUCAAUAUGUCCUUGAGUACGAUUAUGACUUUGAAAACAAAUAGUAUAUAAUAUAUUUUCAAUUCACUAAUUCAUAUCGAGAGUAGUUUCCCUUUAAAUUGGACACAUAAUUUUGAUUUUAAAAGUAUGAUAUCGAAGAUCAUAUCACUUUAAAACAGCUAUUAAGUAACUAUCAAGGAUACAACCAUGGAUUAAGCUAUGUGGGUAACCAGUUAGGUAUGCAGUGUCACUCUUCAAGCCACAACUGAUCCUAUAUAUUAUAUAAACAAAAUUUCAAUACAUUUAAUAUACAUGUCACAGAGACGCGUGCGUAGAAGUAAAAAUAAGACAAAUGUUUAAUCAGUGCUCCUGACAUAGAUUAAAUGACUCAAUCUUUCAUUCAUGAUAGCAAACUUUUAGCAAAUUUUGACAUGGUGACCAUCAAUACAUUCAAGGGUACACUAUGGCUUUGCAUUGAGGCCAUUGAAAAAAAGAGAUAAGACCAGGUGUUCGGGAAUGUUAAACGUCUUCUGCUUCUUUGUCGACUUCCAGCAGACAAAUAUAGGGCUAAUCUAGGUUAAGUCAAUUCCUCUAAAUGAGAAUCCCGCCGGUGACAAUAUAACUCUUCUAUAUGUUUUGAUUAUAACUGUUCCCAGUAGCAAAUCUCGUUACCACGGUAACAGCUGUAUGUAUUUUAUAUUCAUGAUGUAUACAAGUAUGUAAACAAUUAUAUAUAUCACACCUUUUCAUACUAUAGUAGC
Pecten maximus is the source of this 3520-nucleotide messenger RNA. Its product is annotated as sodium-dependent glucose transporter 1A-like. NCBI's taxonomy places the organism in Eukaryota, Metazoa, Mollusca, Bivalvia, Pectinida, Pectinidae. Bases 1224 to 2462 code for a protein of 412 amino acids. Gene Ontology annotation, biological process: transmembrane transport. The record is from RefSeq and is a predicted model, not a curated record. The transcript has 4 exons.